AUGCUUUGGCCGCAAUACCGCUACGAGCCCUUUUUUUUCCUUUUUGUACAUUUAAUAACCAUUUUAAUAAUUUUAACGAUUAUAACCGUAAAUAAUUGGUAUUUAACCGCUUUUUUUAAAUAUUUAAAUUUAACCGGUAAUUGCAAAUAUUAUUUUUCGUACCCAAUUACGUAA
This is a messenger RNA of Gaeumannomyces tritici R3-111a-1, 174 nucleotides long. RefSeq lists its product as hypothetical. The record is from RefSeq and is a predicted model, not a curated record. NCBI's taxonomy places the organism in Eukaryota, Fungi, Ascomycota, Sordariomycetes, Magnaporthales, Magnaporthaceae. The transcript has 2 exons. The coding region runs from base 1 to 174 and encodes 57 amino acids.